UCAUGCUGCUGCCAGGUCCAGAGUGUCUCAUGGGUCCCUGUACGGCCUCCCAUUGCUGCUGUCUCCAUCGCCACACUCUGCCAUGUGCCACUUUCAGGUCUCCUCACACUGCUGGUGUGUUCCAUUUUUUGUCAUAGGGUGCUGGCAGAUUACGGGCCUCCCAUUGCUGCUGCCAGGCCCGUAAUCUGCCAUGGGCCCCUGUACCGCCUCCUCAUGCUGCUGCCAGGUCCACAGUGUCUCAUGGGUCCCUGUACGGCCUCCCAUUGCUGCUGUCUCCAUCGCCACACUCUGCCAUGUGCCACUUUCAGGUCUCCUCACACUGCUGGUGUGUUCCAUUUUUUGUCAUAGGGUGCUGGCAGAUUACGGGCCUCCAUUGCUGCUGCCAGGCCCGUAAUCUGCCAUGGGCCCCGUACCGCC
This is a messenger RNA of Staurois parvus, 417 nucleotides long. Lineage: Eukaryota; Metazoa; Chordata; Amphibia; Anura; Ranidae. The record is from the annotation of a GenBank genome assembly.